AUGGAACCGACCGCUGGUGUGGCACCUUUCCUCUCCAACCAGCCUGAUAGGCGACCUCAGCAUCUCGCUAUCCCUGGCUCUACCGAUCACAAUGCUUUGUUGGGCCACUUUCAGGGGUUGAGCCUUACGGGCAUGACUUUGCCUGCUCCCCAGGGCGCUCCUGUUCCCAUGCCACCACCCUACAUGGUUUCUUCCGAUGGACUCAUUCUUGCCUCCAUGUCAGGUUCCCAGUCGGUUGCCCUUAACCACCCAAAUGAAUCGGCCUAUCCUGGUUAUCAGAUAAAUGGAGCCUAUGCCAACCCAUAUGCUCUAUCCGGCCCUCUCGUUCCCUUCACCCCCGCUCGCGCCAAUGCUGGACAUCCUCGAGGUGAUCGAACUCAGUCCGAAGUUCCUGGUUUGGAGAACCGCCGCGGCUCCUACUCGACCACAGAGUCCGCACCUGCUACCCCCUUUUACGGGAGCUGGCCAAAUCGUGAGCAUGGUCCCAGAGUUCACAGCGACCGAUCAGCGUAUACAACUCCUUCUCCCCACCAACUCCUUGGCUCUCAUCAUGUCGAAGCUACGACUAAGACAAAGCCUUCUCCAGUGUCUGAUAACGUCCUGGAUGAGAUAUUGGCAAAGGAACCUGCCAUUCCUACGGCGGUUCCCGCAGUUUUCACGCCUGCAGGUCAGAUGAAGAGCCUUGAACAGAGCCUCGAAAAUCGAAUCCCCGGCAACCGCAAUGUCUAUAUCCGUGGCCUUUACCCGACCACCGAUGACCAUACCCUGUAUCAAUUCACUUCCCGUUUCGGUGAAGUCGAGACUUCCAAGGCUAUCAUUGACACUGCCACCGGUGCGUGCAAAGGAUUUGGCUUCGCAAAGUUCUUUGACGUUGCUCACUCCGAGAUGUGUAUUCGCGGAUUCCAUCGUCUUGGAUACGAAGAGUCUUUCAACUCUCGUCUCAAGGCUGAGGGUGACGACGACUCUACCAACCUGUACAUCUCGAACCUUCCUAAGUCUCUGACAGAAGUGGAGCUCGGCGCCAUUUUCAGGGAUUAUACGAUCUUGUCCAGCAAGAUCCUUCGUGAUAGCAUGGGGAACAGCCGUGGUGUUGGUUUCGCUCGCUUUGAGAACCGAGACAUUUGCGAUGAUGUUAUCGAGAGGUUCCAUGGUUCGAGUGUUGGCGAUGAAGGACUUCUCAUGAACAUUCGCUACGCUGAUACUCCAGCUCAGAAGGAAUUGAAGCGAGUCACCGCUGAGCGUCGUCAGUUCCGAACGAACGAGUACAAUAUCGGAGCCUACGGCACUCCCCUCGUCGGCUAUGGUGGCUCCAUGUACCCUCACCAUGCCCAGAACCGACGAGCAGUCAUCCCCAUCACCCGGCCUCCCAAGCCACCGGCUCCCUCUGUGUCCGAUACCAACAAUGAGACUCGGCGCCUGGCUUCUCAGCGUCAAUCCAUUGGGACGGCUGCUAUCGGGAGCACCAAUGAAGUGAUUGCCACACCCGCCUCAUCCGAAUGCGGCGAGAACACCCCCGUUCACGUGGAUGGAGUGGUGACUGGCUCAUCCUUCGAUGCGUCCCCUUCGAUCAAGAAGGAGAUCAAGAAGGAGAUCUAA
Molecule: messenger RNA, 1596 nt
Organism: Fusarium proliferatum ET1
Lineage: Eukaryota; Fungi; Ascomycota; Sordariomycetes; Hypocreales; Nectriaceae
Exons: 7
Coding region: 1-1596 (531 amino acids)
Cellular component (GO): nucleus; ribonucleoprotein complex; cytosol
Molecular function (GO): poly(A) binding; poly(U) RNA binding; mRNA 3'-UTR binding
Source: RefSeq, a predicted model, not a curated record